Molecule: messenger RNA, 426 nt
Organism: Apodemus sylvaticus (European woodmouse)
Lineage: Eukaryota; Metazoa; Chordata; Mammalia; Rodentia; Muridae
Product: myosin light polypeptide 6-like
Exons: 1
Coding region: 76-426 (116 amino acids)
Cellular component (GO): myosin II complex
Molecular function (GO): structural constituent of muscle; calcium ion binding
Source: RefSeq, a predicted model, not a curated record
ACAGAAUUCAAGGAGAUCUUCCAGCUGUUUGAUCAAACAGGUAAUGGUAACAUACUAUACAGCCAAUUUGGGGACAUGAUGAGGGUCUUGGGUCAGAACCCUACCAACACCACAGCGCUCAAGGUCCUGGGGAACCCCAAGAGAGAUGACAUGAAUGUGAAGGUGCUGUACUUUGAGCACAUCCUGUCCAUGCUGCACACUGGGGCCAAACACGAGGACCAGGGAUCUUAUGGGGAUUGGGUUAAAGGCCUUCGUGUAUUUGACAAGGACAGAAAUGGUACUAUAAUGGGUGCUGAAAUCUGUCAUGUCCUUGUUUGGGUGGAUGACAGAGGAAGAAGUAGAGAUGCUAGUGAAGGGCAUGAGGACAGAAAUGAUUAUAUCAGCUACAAAGAGCUUGUCUGUGUCUGGAUGGUGCUGAAUGGAUGA